Molecule: messenger RNA, 603 nt
Organism: Miscanthus lutarioriparius
Lineage: Eukaryota; Viridiplantae; Streptophyta; Magnoliopsida; Poales; Poaceae
Source: the annotation of a GenBank genome assembly
AUGAACUGUGACCUCGUUCUAGUUUAUAAUAUGGUGACUGACCUGACUGUUUGCCUCUUUCUUGCUUGGUUCCUCCAAACAAGAGACUUCGUGCUCAGGAGCAGUGAGCUCGCCACGCUCGCUGCCAUCUUCCACUUCAGUGGCACCAAACCAAGCUACCUUGGCGUUCAGAAGAGUCCUCCAUCCCUUGCUCUGUGCCCUGCAACCAAUAACUGUGUUUCGACAUCAGAGGAAAUAAGUGAUUCGAAUCACUAUGCUCCCCCAUGGAACUACAAUCCCAAGGAUGGCCGGAGGGGUAAACCCAUAACCAAAGAGGAGGCCAUGAAAGAACUAAUUGAAGUCGUCACGAAGACAAAGCCAGACAACUUCACUCCUCGCAUUGUAGAUAAAACAGAUGAUUACAUCCGAGUUGAAUAUGAGAGCCCUAUAUUUGGGUUUGUAGAUGAUGUGGAGUUCUGGUUCCCUCCUGGCAACAAACCACUCGUUCAGUAUAGGUCGGCGUCUCGAUCAGGAUUUAUCGACUUCAGUGCCAAUAAGAAGAGAGUAAAGGAGCUGAGAUUGGCUUUGGAAAAGAAGGGCUGGGCUUCGGAAAGCAACUUUUGA